This is a messenger RNA of Truncatella angustata, 2858 nucleotides long. Its product is annotated as heterokaryon incompatibility protein-domain-containing protein. The transcript has a single exon. Bases 216 to 2747 code for a protein of 843 amino acids. The record is from RefSeq and is a predicted model, not a curated record. Lineage: Eukaryota; Fungi; Ascomycota; Sordariomycetes; Amphisphaeriales; Sporocadaceae.
CUUUCUCAUAGUAGCGAGUCCGUUGUUGCUUGAUGCGGACAUGAGGCUGAAGCAAGAGCUGCUGUCCGUAUUGCCCCGCAGUACCGCGACAUUAGGUGCCAUGUGUGGAGGGUAGCACUCGAAUUGCUUACAUUGCUUGUUGUGUUGAUUGACCUCACCAACAAUGCGCAAUCAGCCUCGCAGCAUCAACUUCGCACCUACGUCGCACUAUCGAGAUGUAUCGCUGGCAUAAAGCGUGGUGCACAGUCCCAGAUGUUGUAGUUGACGGUGCUAAUCCAACAUGCCACGCUUGCUCGACCUCGGCAUCAGCUGAUGCUAUACUGGCGGAGCAUUCAAAUCAGGUGUCUUUGGCGCAAUCAAUCCCCCCUAAUGAACCAAUAGGUCAAAUGUGUCUGCGCUGGCCGCCGGAUCUGCCUUGGUCAUCCAGCAGCCCUUCCAAUCAAAUUGCUAGGUCGCCGGUUGCUAGCAAUACUAUUCAAAUACAGAAUAAUGUCGGGGCAUAUGCGGCCAAGCCGGAGAGCCAACCGGCUUCCCUCAUACCCACCGUUUACAAGCAAACGCUCAACUCCAGUGAAAUUCGUCUCAUGUGCCUCGACUGUGGCGAGGCCGAGGCACCAAUUCACGUAACACUAGAAGUGCAUGAGCAAGACAGCUGUCCCGAGUACGAAACUGUAUCCUAUACUUGGGCAGGCGAAGACGGCAAAAGUGACGAACACAAAGUCAUAUAUGCUGGCGAGUUCUGGGAUGUUCUGCCCCAGACUAUCAACUGUUGGUACCUUUUGCAGUAUCUCAGACCCGCCAAAGGCGCUCGUGUUGUCUGGGUGGAUGCUAUCUGCAUCAAUCAGAACGAUGUGGUCGAACGCGGAGUGCAAGUGGCUAAAAUGGGCGAAAUAUACAGUCUUUGCUCAAGGGUAGUGAUAUGGCUUGGCCGCGACGUUGUCACGAAAAGCACAAAGAGCAACCGCUCUCGACGCCGGUUCGAGGAUAUCCUCGAGUACGGAUCUCUAGAAGAUAUCUUCUCUCGGCGUUACUUCACUCGAGUUUGGAUUAUGCAAGAGUUACUCCUGGCUCCCUACACAGUCAUUCCCUUUCGCGACAAAGACUUUCAUGCAGGACCAUCCACCGUGAAGCACUUAGUCAACCUGGUCGGACAGGAAAGAUGGAAUGAAGUUGGCAGACCAUGGCUUUUGCAUUUAAAUGCAUCUAGCCAUCUUCCGAAGAGGGACCUCUAUGAUAGUUUACGCAAAAUGCUUUCGCCCGAUGUUGGAGCUACUGAUCGUAGGGAUAUAAUAUUCGGUAUUCUUGGACUGAUUAGAAGUUCAAAGCCGUUGGUGCCGGAUUACUCGUUGUCUUUCCGAGAUACUGUUAUUGGAGUGUCUGCUUACCUUCUGUUGGCGCUUAAGCGACUAGAAAUACUAUUCCACGCCGGCGCCCAGAAAACUAUCUCAACGUAUCCCUCGUGGAUACCAAAUUGGGAUACUGCCUGGUUCCAGAUGCCAGACACUCUGGAUGAGAACCCCCACCCCAAAUCGCCCAACGAUAUCUUGGAAGGUUUCAUGGGCAACUUCUCCCUGGGGCCAGGAACCACGGGCGGUCCCAAUCAAAUUGCACCUCGCUGGAAUCUUGAUAUCUCUAUCGAUGUAUCAAGUGCAUCUUUGACAUUGAAGCUGGCACACCUGAUGAAAGUUCCCUCAAGACCAUUGAGAUAUGAUAGUGACGGAGUCGAAAACAAUUCCUGUUUCAUCUUCAGCUCUCCGUCGUGCGAACUCGUGCUGCUUUGCGACGCAAUACCACUAGAUGAGAUCGUUGAGCCGGAAAAGGAUCAUAUCUUCCUGAUCGAGCACGACAGAAAAGCAAGAUAUAUGUUGCUAUUAAUGCGGCAACUCGAACUGCCAGGUCAUUAUCGCUUGAUUGUCUCGUGGUCCUGCUACGACCUAUCUCUGAUUACGAAACAACCGCCGCAAGAUCUAUCAGAUCAUUUCAUCGGCUCGUCACUUCGGGCUAUGCCGUCCUUUCACACAUAUGUGUAUCCAUGGAAAAGUCUGGCCGAUGCUAUCCGCGAUGUAGAAUCCAGCCAUAAAUUCUCCCCGCAUUAUACACACGACACCAAUAGAGCAAGCGACAAUUGCGCCGAGUGCGACCCAGCUCUACUCAUUUUCGAGCAACUGUUCCCGGGUACAACAUGGCCAUUAGACUUUGUCCUUCAAGUUUUUCAGAAUAUUCUCGACGAGAUACGCCAUAUUCACAACAUCCGCAUAGGCCGAAUACCUGAUGUUGGAGGUUACGACGAAUGCCAUGAGCCACUGUCUCAGACGUUUAUCAAGGGCGUGAGACAAGCCUUUAGUUUCUUUGGCUACGAAGUGGACGAACAUUGCAUAUCUGCUACUAUCACUCUUCGGCAGUGGAAAGAUGGACCACACGGGCAUGGCUUAUGGGAGCCAUUUGACGCUGACGAGAGUAUGUUGAGGUUGCAUGCAAACCCGCAAGAACUUCCAGAAUCACAACUCUUGAUACGCCUCCAUCUUCCGUUACAAGUCUUAUUUAAUCAGAUCAGCCUUCGCUCGCGAUUCUUUAACGCCUUCAAGAAUCUUCGUUUCUACAUGUCUGUAACGACGGAAAACGAGAUGGGUAUAGCUCUCAACAAGAACAAUUCAGACUAUACCGGUAUAUUUCCCCGUUGUUGGCCGCAGGUUGCUUUAGAUGAACUUGGCUUGGAUGAAGCAGUACAGCAGGUUGUCAUAGAAUAACAUAUGGGCUAGUUGGAUGUCCACAUCUUGGUGACGGGGUUCAAUAGGCUGUUAGUGUGAUUAGUUGCGUGAUGGCAUAUAUUUGCCAAUGUGAACCUCAAUCAGAACCCA